This is a messenger RNA of Pelodiscus sinensis (Chinese soft-shelled turtle), 2881 nucleotides long. The record is from RefSeq and is a predicted model, not a curated record. Lineage: Eukaryota; Metazoa; Chordata; Testudines; Trionychidae.
CCCUCGGAGGAGCAAUGCAGACGCUGAACCACUGCAGCUCUGGGAGGACACAGUUCUAGGGAACAGCCCCCAAAAGGAAGCAGGUAAGAUGGUGGCUGGGCCUUUCCUAGACUUUCCCUCCUCUCGGGCUUGUUGGCAUCCCCUGUUCUUCCUUGCCCUUGAGGCCCUCCUGACGGGAUCCAGCUGGAGCUGCCCUUCCAGGUGCCACUGCUCCUCCCAGGACAGGUCUGUCUUCUGCAACCGCCGGCGCCUGACCACCGUGCCAGGCGGGAUCCCCCCGGAGUCUGAGCUCCUGGACCUGAGCAAGAACCGGAUCCGGACCUUGCACCAGGGCAUGUUCUCCCGCCUGCAGCCCUUGAAGGAGCUGGACCUGAGCGAGAACAUCAUCUCCAACAUUGAGCCCGGAGCCUUUAACAGCCUGCAGAAGCUGAUGACCUUGAGGCUGAAGAGUAACCAGCUGAAAAUCGUCCCGCCCGGGAUCUUCACCGGCCUCCCGAACCUCACCAUCCUCGACAUCAGCGAGAACAAGAUCGUCAUCUUCCUGGACCACUCCUUCAAGGACCUGUUCAACCUGAGGAGGCUGGAGGCCGGGGACAACCACCUGGUCUUCAUCUCGCCGCAAGCCUUCAGCGGGCUGCUCCGUCUGCAGCAGCUCACCCUGGAGAGGUGCAACCUCACGGGCGUACCCCAGCUGGCUCUCGCCCAGCUUCGCCACCUGGUGGAGCUCCGCUUCAAGGUGCUGAGCAUCCGCGCCCUCCACAACUACGCCUUCCAGAGGCUACGCCGGCUGAACGUGCUGGAGAUCGACCGCUGGCCUUUCCUGGCGACGCUGGAGCCCCACAGCCUCUCCGGACUCAACCUGACCUCCUUGGCCAUCACCAAGUGCAACCUCAGCACCAUCCCGUACGAGGCCUUCCGGCACUUGGCCUAUCUCCGGUUCCUGGACCUCUCCUACAACCCCAUCUCGGUGAUCCAUGGGAAGAGGCUGAGUGACUUGUUGCGCCUUCAGGAAUUCCACCUCUCCGGGGGCAGGCUGACCACCAUCGCCACCAGUGCCUUCCAAGGACUCAACUACUUCCGGCUGCUCAAUGUCUCCGGGAACGCCCUGAGGACCUUGGAAGAAGGGGUCUUCCACUCCGUGGGGAACCUGGAGAUCCUGCGGCUGGAUAGGAACCCCUUGGCCUGCGACUGCCGGCUCCUGUGGAUUAUCCGAAGGCGCCGGAGGCUCAGCUUCGGUGGGCAGCAGCCGGCUUGCGCAAGCCCGACGACGGUCAAAGGGAAAGUCUUCAAGGACUUCUCUGAUGUCCUCCUGCCCAGUCACUUCACCUGCAGGAAGUCUAAUAUCCCAGACAAGACCCCGCAGUGGGUGAGUGUACAAGAAGGGGGCAAAGCAACCCUGACCUGCAGGGGCGAAGGGGAUCCCCAUCCAACCAUCUACUGGGUCUCGCCUCAUAACAUCCGCCUGGAUUCCAACCACAAGGGGCACGUGAGGGUCCUGGCAGAUGGGACCUUGGAGAUCGACUACACCCUCGCUCAGGACAGCGGCGCCUACCAGUGUGUUGCCAGCAACGCCGCAGGGAACGACACGUUGGUGGUGCAUCUUCGAUGGGUCUCGCCUCAUAACAUCCGCCUGGAUUCCAACCACAAGGGGCACGUGAGGGUCCUGGCAGAUGGGACCUUGGAGAUCGACUACACCCUCGCUCAGGACAGCGGCGCCUACCAGUGUGUUGCCAGCAACGCCGCAGGGAACGACACGUUGGUGGUGCAUCUUCGAGUGGACAACCCCUCCGCCCACUUCGGCAACGACUCCUUCCUGUUCCUCAACGGUAGCAACUUCAACCGCUCCGAGACCUUCCCGCCGCCCCUCAUCGACGUGGGCACGCUGGUGGGGGUCUUGGCCAUGGGCUUCCUGCCGUUCCUCAGCUCCGUCUCCGUCUGCUUCGUCUUCAUCUUCUUCUGGAGCAAGAGCAAAGGGAAGGUCAAGCAUCACGCCACCUUUGAAUUCGUCCCUCACUAUUCCCAUGCGUCCUGGAACAAGCCACGUGGCGGCGGCAGCAAGUUUGCCAUGAAACUCAUGUGAGGAAGGGGCCAUUCCCUCUGGCCAGCGCUUUGUAAACACAGGAAAGAAAAACAAAUGCAGAGAACUUACCUAAUCGGUGCCUCUUUGUGAGCUGCCGAGGCUUGUGCCGCGCUCCCCCUGGGUAGCCGUGCUCGUGGCCGUGGAGUCCUGUGGUCAGCAUGAAGCGGGGGUGGCUACAAUCGAUCUUUUCAGCCAACAGCUCACCCGGACCUGGCCAGGUUGUGUGGGCAGGUUUGGCGCUAAGGCAGAAGCUCUAUGGCUGUGAAGGCACAAGGCGCUGGGACCAGUCUGGGAAGCCUUUCACUUUCAGGUCACUGGUUCUAACCCACGUUGGAGAGUCAGGGCCGUCUGGGAAACGAGGGGAUGUCCCCCAGGGACAGGGUCUGUUCCUCGAUAACCCUAGAGUGGAAGUGCUGUGGGGUUUACCCAGCAAGCAGUCAGGUUUGAGGUGUGUUGGCUGGGCAGUCUGACCAUCCCCCGGCCGUGGAGAGAGGAUGCACCCUCCAGCAGUGAGGCAGAGACGGAAGGACCUGUCGUAAGAUCGUGGCUCCCUUCCCUGGAGCAGAACAGCCCAUGAGACACGGGAGACACGAAUUAGCUCAUCACAGCGGGGCAAUGUAUCAGGGGCAUUAGUAGCUCUGCUACAAAAUGAUGGUGAUGGACGGGGAAGGGGGAAAAGGGAAAACGUCUUUGCCAGGCCUGGAGUCAUCUUUCUCCCUGAAAUCACCCGGAUCCUUAAUGGCCAGGGGAGAGACCAAAUGUUCAUCUUUCCCCUCCCCCUCUCUCUGUCUGCAAUGAAUU